AUGACCGUCACCGCGUCGUCUCCCCCUCUAUGUGCACUGCACGGGUUGCCGGGGCGUCCCGCAAGCGUAUCGCGGCCCACCUUUCGUGGACAGCAGCGCCGGGCUAGUUCCUUGCGCGGGAGCCUGUGCGCGCGGGCGCUGGACACUUCCGUAGUCCCAGCGCUGCUCGAGCAGGCGUCCAAGAGCGCGCCCGGGCUUGCUGCGGGUGCAGCAGCGAACUCCACGGUGUUCCUGCUCGGAGCUCCAGUUUUGCUGGCGGGGCUGACCCCGACUGGAUACGCCCACGCCUGGGUGCUCGGAACCACGAUAUACAGCGCCUUCGGACUCUCUGGCUACCUGCUGGUGUGCGCGUACUUCGUGCUCGGGAGCGCAGCCACCAAGCUGAAGCUGAAGGAAAAGGAGGCCAAGGGAAUCGCUGAGAAGCGGUCGGGGCGGCGCGGCCCCGGGAGCGUGUGGGGGUCGGGCACGGCGGGGGUCGCGUGUGCAGUGGGGAGUCUGUUGUUCCCAGGGUCAAUCGCGUGGCAAGCCGGGUUCGUCGCGAGCUUCUGCAGCAAGCUCUGCGACACAGUGAGUAGCGAGGUGGGCAAGGGAUACGGCAAGAAAGCGUUCCUGGUGACGAACUUCAAGCCCGUGCCUCCGGGAACGGAAGGCGCGGUCAGCGUCGAGGGCACGGCGGCGGGCGUCGCGGCCGCCAUCCUGGUGGCGGGCCUCGGGACCCUGGGCGGGCAAGUCGAUGCGCAAGGGGCGCUCGCUGUCGUGGCUGCGGCGCUGAUAGCCAACUACGCGGAGAGCCUCCUGGGGGCCACGGCGCAGGACAGCGUUGCCUGGCUCAGCAACGACAUCGUCAACGUGCUGCAGAUCUGUCUGGCGGCGGCCCUCGCCCUGGGGUUCUCGCGAUGA
Molecule: messenger RNA, 900 nt
Organism: Pedinophyceae sp. YPF-701
Lineage: Eukaryota; Viridiplantae; Chlorophyta; Pedinophyceae
Source: the annotation of a GenBank genome assembly